Molecule: messenger RNA, 6283 nt
Organism: Meleagris gallopavo (turkey)
Lineage: Eukaryota; Metazoa; Chordata; Aves; Galliformes; Phasianidae
Source: RefSeq, a predicted model, not a curated record
AUUGUUGGUUGUUUUUUGCAGCAACAUGAACCGUGAAGACCGAAAUGUGCUGCGAAUGAAAGAAAGGGAAAGGCGGAAUCAGGAAAUCCAGCAGGGUGAAGAAGCCUUUCCGCCCAACUCUCCUCUCUUUGCUGAACCCUACAAAGUUACCAGCAAAGAAGACAAAUUAUCUAGUCGCAUUCAGAGCAUGCUUGGUAAUUAUGAUGAAAUGGAUGAUCUUAUAGGAGAUAGAUCGCUACCAAAGCUUGUUGGGAUUCCCAAACCUACUGUACCAUCAACAGCAGAUGAAAAAUCAAACCAAAGUUUCUUUGGUGAUCAGAGACAUAAUACUAGUUCACAUCAGAGUAGCAAAUGGACUCCUGUAGGACCAGCACCUAGCACUUCCUCACAAUCUCAGAAACGGUCCUCGGGUUUACAGAGCGGCCACAGCAGUCAGCGUGGCAGUGGCAAUAACACUAGCAGCAGUGGCCAGAGGCACGACCGUGACUCCUACAGCAGCAGCAGCAGUCGCAAAAAAAGCCAGCAUGGAUCAGAACACUCCAAAUCCCGUUCUUCCAGCCCUGGGAAACCACCUGCUGUUUCUUCAUUAAGCUCUAGCCAUUCGAGAUCUCAUGGAAGUGAUCAUCACAGCAAAGAACAUCAACGCUCAAAAUCUCCCCGGGAUCCAGAUGCCAACUGGGACUCUCCUUCACGUGUGCCCUCAUUCUCAAGUGGACAGCACUCUAACCAGUCUUUUCCACCUUCGCUCAUGUCCAAGUCCAGUUCAAUGUUACAGAAACCCACUGCUUAUGUAAGGCCGAUGGAUGGACAGGAAUCCAUGGAACCAAAGUUAUCCUCCGAACACUACAGCAGCCAGACUCACAGCAGCGGUGUGAACGAGCUGAAGCCUAGCAGCAAGGCACAUCUGACCAAGCUGAAAAUACCUUCUCAACCACUCGAUGCAUCAGCAUCUGGUGAUGUGAGCUGCGUGGAUGAAAUUCUGAAAGAGAUGAGCCACUCUUGGCCUCCUCCACUGACUGCUAUUCAUACACCUUGCAAAACUGAACCAUCAAAAUUUCCUUUUCCAACAAAGGAGUCUCAACAGUCCAGUUUUGGCACUGGAGAACAGAAACGAUAUAAUCCUUCAUCAAAAACAUCCAAUGGCCAUCAAUCCAAAUCAUGCGAAUCGAACCAGACAGAUAUGUUGAAAGAUGACUUAAAACUUAGCAGUAGUGAAGACAGCGAUGGAGAGCAGGACUGUGAUAAGACAGUGCCAAGGAGCACACCUGGAAGUAGUUCUGAACCUUCACAGCAUAACAGUGAAGGAGCAGAUAAUUCAAGGGAUGACUCGAGCAGCCAUAGUGGAUCUGAAAGCAGUUCGGGAUCUGACUCUGAAAGUGAAAGCAGUUCCAGUGAUAGCGAAGCUAAUGAACCGUCACAGAGUGCAUCCCCUGAGCCAGAGCCACCGCCAACAAACAAGUGGCAACUGGAUAACUGGUUGAACAAAGUUAAUUCACAUAAAGUGUCACCAGCUUCUUCGGUGGACAGCAAUAUCCCAUCCUCACAAGGCUACAAAAAAGAGGGACGGGAUCAGGGAGCAGGAAGUGGGUACACUGAUCAAAGUGGAUCCAAGGACUCGAUUUCUUCAACACCAGGGCGAGAUUCCAAACCCACCCAAAAGGGCUCAGAGAGCAGUCGUGGCAGGCAGAAAUCACCUGCCCAGAGUGACAGCUCAACACAGAGGAGGACUGUGGGUAAAAAGCAGCCCAAGAAAGCAGAAAAGACAUCUGUUGAAGAGCCUAGAGGAGGUCUUAAAAUAGAAAGCGAAACCCCAGUAGACAUGGCAACAAACAUACCUUCCAACAGGCACAAGGCAGCCACUAAAGGUUCCAGAAAGCCUAAUAUAAAGAAAGAGCCCAAAUCUUCCCCUCGGCCUACAGCAGAGAAGAAGAAAUACAAGGCUUCAAGCAAAUCUGCCCAGAAAUCCAGGGAAUUCAUAGAAACAGAUACCUCAUCCUCUGAUUCAGAUGAAAACGAAAGCCUGCCUCCUUCAUCACAAACACCCAAAUACUCCGAGAGCAAUAGGACUCCUGUUAAAUCUUCCAUGGAGGAGGAUGACAGCUUUUUUCGGCAAAGAAUGUUCUCUCCUAUGGAAGAGAAAGAGCUUCUUUCACCACUCAGCGAUCCUGAUGAAAGGUACCCACUUAUUGUGAAGAUUGACCUGAGCCUCUUAUCAAGAAUACCAGGGAAGCCUUACAAGGAUGCUGAUAUGCCCAAAGUGGAAAAGAAAAGUGUGCCAGAGAAGCAUGCAAGAGAAUCCCAGAAGCAGCCUUCUGACAAAGGUUCUACAAAAGGCAAAAGGAAACAUAAACAGAAUGAGGAUGAAAACAGAGCCAGUGAAAGCAAGAAAACGAAACUGGAAGAAAAAGCUCCAUCAGGACACAAGACUUCUAGCAAUAGGGAGUCUUUAAAACCAAGUGCUGUUAAAGAGAAGGAUUUACUGCCAUCUCCUGCUGCCCCAGUCCUUCAGAAGGAUUCCAAACAAGAGCACGGGUCCCGGAAGAGGACAGUCAGUCAGUCGUCAUCCUUGAAGUCCAGCAGCAAUGUUAGUAAGGACAGCAGCAGUGGCGGUAAAAGCAGCUCAUCUUCUAAACAGAAGAAGAUGGAGGGGAAAGGUUCUGGCAGUGCUAAAGAAACAAAGGAAAAGAUUCUGAACAAUUCAUCAAACUGCCCUCCUGUUUCUACUCCAUCUACGGAGAGCUCAAAGUCAAGAAGAGCAAAACUUGUUUUUGAUGACAGGACUUACUCAGCUGAUCAUUAUUUACAGGAAGCAAAGAAGUUAAAACAUAAUGCAGAUGCAUUGUCUGACAGGUUUGAGAAGGCUGUGUACUACCUAGAUGCAGUAGUGUCGUUCAUUGAGUGUGGGAAUGCAUUGGAGAAAAAUGCUCAGGAAUCCAAGUCCCCGUUCCCUAUGUAUUCAGAAACUGUGGAAUUAAUCAAGUACACUAUGAAACUGAAGAAUUACUUGGCACCGGAUGCUACGGCUGCAGAUAAAAGGCUAGCAGUGCUUUGUCUUCGGUGCCAGUCUCUACUAUACCUAAGGCUUUUCAAACUGAAAAAGGAAAGUGCAUUGAAAUAUUCUAAAACUCUGACUGAACAUCUGAAGAAUUCCUAUAACAAUUCUCAAGCACCGUCACCUGGUAUGGGGAGCAAGCCUGUUGGUAUGCCGUCUCCGGUCUCUCCAAAGCUGUCUCCAGGGAAUUCAGGAAAUUACUCUUCUGGGGCAGCCAACCCUUCAGGGAGCGGGUCUUCAGUGACGAUCCCCCAGAGGAUCCAUCAGAUGGCAGCCAGCUAUGUCCAAGUUACAUCCAACUUCCUCUAUGCCACUGAAAUUUGGGACCAAGCUGAACAGCUGUCUAAAGAACAGAAAGAGUUCUUUGCUGAACUGGAUAAAGCUAUGGGCCCUCUGGUUUUUAAUUCAAGCAUCAUGACAGACCUAGUGCGUUACACCCGUCAGGGACUACACUGGUUGCGCCUGGAUGCCAAGUGAUAUUUGAACUGAAGGAAUGGAAAAUAGAACACGUUUUUCUCGCUGCCUCUGAUUUAUCUCCACAACACUGUGUCAUGUCAAUAAGGAAGACUGCCAUAACACAUUGCUUAGUUGACACUAAGAGCAAGGAAUGCUUUCACACGUCUCCCAUCCUGAUUUGUGUUUUGUGUUUUAACCCAAAAUUAUCUUGUUAAUGGACUCCUUCAGUAUUCCCUUCUUAAGUUAUUUAAAUAUUUUUAAAUUUGCGACAUAUAAAGGUGUAGCUUUGCUAAUCUAUCAUGGAUAGAUUGGGUCAUUGGAAUUCCCGUCAUAAUGCGUAAAUAGUUGGUUUAAAUCCUAUUUAUUUUAAUUUUUUAAUUUUAAUUUUGAAAAGCCCCGUUUUGGGCAGUUUUUAGCCGUUUCUUCCCUAAAUUUACCCUUCCAAGUACUUAGGAAAAAUUAAACAUAGACACUUUAUUUAAGUACUUUGUGAGCUUUGUUACUCUGUAAUGUCUUGUGGUGGUAGAACCUGUAAAAGGAAUUAGGAUUGAUAGGUUCUAACGUGUAGAAACACCAUACUUUUCAUGCCUAAUGCCUAUGAAUCAACUAAUAAAUGACAGCUAGAGUUUUAUUAUUGCAGAAUUUGUACUAAAUAGAAAAAUUCCAGAUAUUCUUCUACGUAUUAAAAUACUUCAUUUAAAUGAAUUUUAAAGAAAUUUAUAUGGAAAAAUAUUUAGCUGGAUCUGACUUGGGUUGCUUUCAAGGCAGUUUCAAAACAUUGAUUUAACACUAUAACAAAUCACGAAACAUUGCAGUAAUUUGCAUUUGAUGUAAUAUCAGAGUAAUGGUGUAGGAAUGAACUUCUGAUAGGUGCGAUGCAUAUAGGAAAGGUUUCUGAAAUGGACAAUCUUGUGCUAUUUUAUAUCUCUUCAUUUAAAAUGCAUUUUGUUUCCUUGCUUGUCAUUUUUUGACACUUGCAAAAUCCGCAGUUUUGUGGUUUAAAAAACAAAAACAAAAACAAACAGUAGUUAAAUUCCUACCAGAACUGCCAUUUGCAUCUUUUUCAUUGACUGGAAAAUCAGGAAUCUUAAGUAGAGAUGGAGAUCCAUUUUUUUCCUUUUAGGGUCUGAUGGUUAAUGGACACUACAGCAUGACAGUGCAACAGCCAUUGUGGGGUGGGGAGCACACCUGCUAUUACAGGGAAGUUGUCUAAUCGUUUUGAUGCAGAAUGGAUUUAAAACUUGUAUUUACCCCAUAUUAAUGAAGGUCCCAUUCAUGUUUGAUGCAUUUGAUGGAGCAGAACAUUCAUUUGAGAGGAAGUUUGAGUUGGUGCAACAGAAAUAGUUUGUGAAGUUGCAGUUGACUGCUCCCGAAACGUGUAAACCAAAGUACCUUUCCACGUGAGGUGCUUGUCUGAGUCAAAGGUUUAAAAUGCUACUGCUUUCAGUAUUGCUUAGUGCCCCUAACAUGUCUGGUGUGCCUUAUGCCUUACUUUUAGAUGAAGAUUUUAUGAACUGUUUACAAGAUGUUUUACAGCAGGACCAGGUGUACUGUAUGCAGUGGUCUUCUGCAGUACUUGGGUAAAAUUCCAUUUCCUUUUUAAAAGCACCAGUGUCUGUCAUGCGAACUGACUUCUCAUUGCAAUGGUCUCCUUUUAAAGAAUCAAGCUCUGAAUAUUUUGGAGUGCGAUUGCGGAAUGCUGCUUUGUUUUAUCUCCCAUUUAACCCUUAAUUCUGUACCAGAGAUGAACGCGCACGUUCAGGAAAAAUUAUUGCACUAAAGUUUUGUGUCGUCGUGGUUAAGUGCCAAAAUCAUGGCAACCUCGAAAGAAGGAAUAGAAUUCUACGCUCUUAGUACUGCAGUAUGUCCUAUGGGCUUUAAGAGUUUAGGAGUUUUGCAAAUGAGUAACCUACUAAAAGGUAGCUGCAUAUUCGUAGAGCUUCCUUUGCGUUCCAACGUAUUUUGUACUUCCAGAAGAGCUUUGCUGCGUACGAACCAACACGUGGUUGGUUAGCAGACCUGUGACUUUUCCCAUUACAGCUGAAUCACCGAUCAGGUCUGCUGGUUGGAGCAUCCUUUUUAUUGAAUCACUGUGCAAGAUGGCGUUUCUUUUCGUGUUUGCUGUUAGAGACAGAACUCUGUACCCUCAGACUCUGCAUCCUGGUUAAUGGGACACUGUCAACUAAUUUUUCCUUUAAUACUCUAAAGUGCCUAGCACUCUUUUGACGCUAUAUAAAAAAUACCUUUUUAGAAGUUGCAUUCGUAGUUGAUUUUUUUGUGUAGUGCUGCACCAGGCGGCGCGGCUGCUUUCGGCUUGCUCCUUUGUGCACAGUGACCAUGACUGUAAGCAGGAAUGGUCCCAUCUCUGGGAAUUUGUUUUCUUUUUUAUUUCCUUAUAGAGUCCCACAAAUACCUUUUGGUGUCACACACAGUUGUCUCUUAAAAAAGUGUAUCGCUUGUCCCCGUGUCGGCGGGUCUUAAAAUAUUGUCUUCGCGUAACUGAAAGACUUCCUACGUUGUGUCAAAAUGUGGACCUGAAAUGGCUGACAGAGUCUGUCACAGGGAAGUGUUCCCUGGAGUGCUGUCCCAAGUUUUCUGUCCGUACAGGAGAUAUGCAGUGGUCUUCUUAUUUGAAAAGAAAUGCCUUACUGAUCUGUGGCUAUUUCGAUCAGAGAAACUUAAACUUCACGCUUCCAAAAGCAUAUCUGAUUUGGGACUUACCGUUGUGUCAGACAGACGUUGUGUGCUUUGUCAGAUUUCAUAGCUAUAAAAAAA